Messenger RNA from Cuscuta campestris, 1538 nucleotides. The record is from the annotation of a GenBank genome assembly. NCBI's taxonomy places the organism in Eukaryota, Viridiplantae, Streptophyta, Magnoliopsida, Solanales, Convolvulaceae.
GUUCUUUCCCUCGUCGCUUUUAUUGAACCGUCAGGUUAGGUUUAUGGUUAGAUAGGGUUUCCUUAUCUCCUAUAAAUAGAGAUGUAACCUCAUUUAGAAAAUCAAUGAAUAAACAACUCAAACCCUAAUUCCUUCUCCCCUCUCGGUUCGCUGAUUCCCUCUUCACCUCAAUUCUUCUUCUUCUUCUUCGUCCCAUAUUCUCAAGAGCUCGAAGACGCUCCGAGUCUUCCCUAUCCGAUACGGAGUUCGUAUCAUUGGUGCUCUCAUUGAUUUGAACUCCAAAAAAAACCAAAAAAAAAACUUUUUUCUUUAGAUUUGAUCUGUCGGCGGCAAGGAUAUUUGCUCCAGGAUAUUUGCUCCUUGAAGAUUUACUUCAGAUUCAAUAAAAGGCUAUUCUGAUCUUUGGAUAAUUAAUUAUGAUCAAAGAUGGUGCUACAACCCCCUCUCUUGAUACACUCAUGGUUGAUAAUCUCUUCAAUUUAGUGGAAAUUGUUUUACGCGGAAAAAUUGAUUUUGAUGAAGGAGUGUGCUUAGUAUAUGCUCAACAUGAUGAAAUUAUUAAGACGCUCUGAUCGUUUGCUAAUACUGAGGGUCAAUUAAAUUAUGCCUCCGACCUAUCUGUGUUCGAUGUGGACAUCUCAUGUUCGAUACAGGAUUUGUUUCGUGGUCCUCCGAUUGUGCCAAGUCAAAUUCUUUUCGAGUUACAAAAUUUUAGAUCGCACGUGUUGGGCGCGCUAAAGAAUCUCAUCAGCGCUCCGCCUUCUCCACCAAGUCGGGUUGCUACAAUACUGAUAAACUGUGGGGGCACAUUGGUCCAAAUGGAGGAAAAUGUCAUCCCGCCCCUAGUGUUGGCUCUAGAAGACACAGACGGAUCAAAGGAAGCCAACAUCAAAUCUCAUGUCCGGGAUCCCAAUGAUGGCGAGUCUAAAGUCAUGAAAACACUUGACCUUGGUUCCAAUUCCAUAAACAGGUAUGAUGAUGCUAAUGGUGGGGACGCUAAGUCAACUUGUGAGCUUGAUAUUACAUCUUGUGAUUCUUCUGCACCACUCGCUUCAUUGGGUGUUGUAGACAUUUCAACAGAUCAAGCCUUGGGUGCCAACCAUCAACCCUUUGUUUUGGUUUUGUCUCACCCAAUCACGAUGCGUCACCAUUUUGAUAUCCUCCACAAAGAGCAUCUGAUUUCAGUGCGGGCAACAAGACUCGUGCAUGGCUCUAUCUCAUAUUCCUCCCAUCACAUUCUAAGAAGCAUGUUGGUUGAAAGUUGGCCAAGAAGUGGAUUUCUUCUUUGGUUUUGCACCCUCUCUCCGGUCCAAAAGCACGAGUGGGAGCCUCCACCUUGAGGACAAGGUGGUUUUCUAAGGAGGUUUUAUUAGGUGAGCGAAAUUAUAAGCUCCUUCGAGGUUUCUUUACGGUUCUUUCCCUCGUCGCUUUUAUUGAACCGUCAGGUUAGGUUUAUGGUUAGAUAGGGUUUCCUUAUCUCCUAUAAAUAGAGAUGUAACCUCAUUUAGAAAAUCAAUGAAUAAACAACUCAAACCCUA